Lachancea fermentati is the source of this 2337-nucleotide messenger RNA. The record is from the annotation of a GenBank genome assembly. NCBI's taxonomy places the organism in Eukaryota, Fungi, Ascomycota, Saccharomycetes, Saccharomycetales, Saccharomycetaceae.
AUGGUCGAUAUUUUUGCCGAAGUUUUCAAUCUGAUGUCAGAAGAUCCUGCUUUUUCUGUGGGGCAUGAUACGCCUGACUUUAGAAAGCCAAGCGCGAGAGUUGCGACCACUCAGUUGAUGGUAGCAAGUUCUUUGGGACUUUUCGCAUUACUUUCCUUUUCUCUUCUAUUGAAAAAACUACCGAAACUUUAUGCGAGCCGCAUGGGAAGGCUGAAGAACUCGCUUCCCACAUGGAAUCAACAGUCACUAUUUGGUUGGAUUCCCGUUCUUUAUAAAAUCACAGACAAGCAGGUUCUCGAGUUUGCAGGCCUAGAUGCAUAUGUGUUUUUGGGUUUUUUUAAAAUGAGUAUAAAGCUUUUGGCAAUAUGUUGUGCAUUUUCCAUGUGCAUAAUCUCUCCGAUCAGAUAUCACUUCACAGGAAGGUACGAUGACGGAAAUGAGGAAGGGUUUUAUUUGCAAAGAGUAACAGAGGAUCCACUUCCUGGCAACGAGGGUACUGUGCCCGAAUCUGUAGAGCUUUACCUUUGGAUGUAUGUGGUAUUCACUUUCUUUUUCACUUUCCUAGCUUUGUAUCUUCUAGUUGAUCAGACAAAAAAGGUAGUGAGUACCAGGCAAUCUUAUUUGGGAAAGCAAAACACUUUAACGGAUCGGACAAUUCGCUUAUCGGGCAUCCCAGUGGAGCUUCGUAGUGAAGUUGCACUAAAAAGACGUAUAGAGGAGUUAAAGAUUGGAAAAGUUUCUUCAAUAACAAUAUGCCGAGAGUGGGGCCAUUUAAAUCAGUUAUUCCAUUAUAGGAAACAAGUUCUCGAAAAGCUAGAGCUCAGGUACAGCGAAUGCCCAGAGAGUUUACGUGACGCUGAACACUAUGACGAGAAUUAUAAUCUGCAAAGUGACAUUCAACCGGAAAAUACAGAAAGUGAGGAUGUGCCAGUUCUGGAAGGUACCGACACACAGGAAGUUGAAGAUAACCACAUUUAUUCGCAAAUUAAACUGAAAGGCCGUCGAAAGAUGAAAACGGGUGUACUCGGUUUAUUUGGAGAAGAGGUUGAUGCCAUUGACUUCCUAGAAAAGCAGUUAAAAUUCAUCGACGAGGAAAUAAAAGAAGCUAGAAGAAAAGAGUAUCCGCCCACCCCGACUGCAUUUGUAACCAUGGAUUCAGUGGCGAACGCCCAAAUGGCUGCACAGGCUGUUUUGGACCCAAGAGUGCACUUUUUCAUGACUAGAUUGGCGCCAGCGCCUCAUGACAUUAAGUGGGAUAAUGUUUGUCUUUCAAGAAAAGAAAGGCUAACCAAAAUAUAUUCUGUAACGGUUUUCAUUGGACUUUGCAGUUUAUUUUUCAUUAUACCGGUGUCUUAUUUGGCGACUUUAUUAAAUCUCAAGACUAUAACAAGAUUCUGGCCUGAUUUGGGUCGUUUUUUGAAGGAAAACCAGUGGGCACAAAAUAUCGUUACUGGAUUGCUUCCCACGUAUAUUUUCACUCUUUUGAAUGUUGGAAUACCAUACUUGUACGAAUAUAUGACAUCAAGACAAGGCCUUGUAUCUUAUAGUGAAGAAGAACUUUCUCUUGUAUCCAAAAAUUUCUUCUAUAUUUUUGUCAACCUAUUUUUGGUCUUUACAUUAGCGGGAACUGCUUCUAAUUACUGGGGGUACUUGAGCGACACGACGAAAAUUGCCUAUCAACUAGCAACAUCCGUAAAGGAAUUUUCCCUAUUCUAUGUUGACUUGAUCAUUUUUCAAGGUAUUGGCAUGUUUCCCUUCAAGUUACUAUUGGUAGGAAGUCUAAUUGGCUUCCCUUUUGUGAAGAUCAAGUGCAAAACCCCUCGUCAACAGAGAGAUCUUUACAAGCCGCCAAUUUUCAAUUUUGGCUUACAGCUUCCUCAGCCAAUAUUAAUACUUAUGAUAACGCUAAUAUACAGUGUUAUGAGUACUAAAAUACUGGCAUCUGGUUUGGCCUACUUUGUGAUCGGCUUUUAUGUCUACAAAUAUCAGUUGAUCUUUGCAACUGAUCAUUUGCCACAUUCAACGGGAAAAGUGUGGCCACUGGUGUACAGAAGGGUGAUUCUAGGUUUACUAUUGUUCCAAUUGACCAUGGCAGGAACUUUAGCAGGCUUCCAAGGUGGAUGGGUAUUAUCUUCCUGCUUAACUCCUCUUCCAUUUGUAACAAUAAGCUUCUUGUGGGAUUUCGAGAAAAACUAUUUACCGCUUUCUUAUUUCAUUGCUCUCAGCUCAAUUCGUGAACAUGAGCGUGAUAACACUACGGUAUCACAGACAGUUGAGGGCGAAAGUUAUGAAUAUCCAUUUUUGGUUUCACCGCUGGAGAGACCCAUCAUAAACUGA